CUUCUCUACCUCCAUCUCUUGAGAACACAAGCACUUCCGAGGCUGAGACCGAGAGCACAAGUACAAGUCUAUUGACACCAGAAUCGCAAGAGAAUGAAGCCAGCUCUGAUAGUCAUGAUAGUGGCAACAACUCCGGCGCAUCUCAACUGAUCACAAACACCACUCUCAGCGUCAAUACCAAUCCGUUGGACUCUCAAUACCAAUCCGUUGGACUCUCAAUACCAGUAUUGUCCCUGGGUACUAGGUUGCAACUGCACCGAUAAUUGCGGAUGUGCCGGCCGCACUCCUCACGACCAAGAACACGAGCACGACGUCACAAUGCGUCCAGCCAACGGUGACCAUCCUCCUGCUAGACCAUCACAGGGUAGCGGUAGAAGUGGCCCUUUGUCUAAUUACGUCCAAGUCGCCAAGGCCUAUAUCUUUGAACAACAGAUCCAGAAGGCUCUCCAUGAUACCGGGGUCAGCCAGGCCAGAGAGGAUAGUAUCAGACUAGCUGGGGUGUUGUGGAUUGACAAUGUUAGAAGAGUUUUGAAAUUACCAGUCAGAACAUUCAACACAGCAGUCAUCUACUUCCACAAAUUCCGCCUUCAGCACUCCGAUGGAGAGUACAGCUUCGUGGAUGCCGCCGCCGCAGCACUCUUCACGGCCUGCAAAAUCGAAGACACCCUCAAAAAGUCACGAGACAUCCUCUGCGCAGCCCACAACUCCAAGAUUCCUCGUCAAGACCACCUCUCCCCUGACAAUCCGAUUUUCGAAGCACAAUCACGCACCAUAAUCGGUCUCGAAAGACUCAUGCUCGAAGCAUCAGGAUUUGACUUUCGCAGUUCCCAUCCCCAAGGCUUGAUGAUAAAGCUCGCCAAAAUGUACGAGUUCGAAAAAUCAUCCCCCGUCGCCCGCACCGCAUACAGCAUAUCCCUCGACCUCUUCCGCACCUUUGCUCCUCUCAAGCAAACCAACGCCACGUUGGCCUUUUCAUGCCUCGAACUCGCAGGACGGCUGCACGAUAUCGAACAUCGCGCGAUCUGGCGUGGCGAAGACUACAAUCAGUUCAAGAUCGAUCGGGGCAUGGUCAUGGAAACACUGCUUGAUCUGCUGGAAUUGUACACACACCAUCGCAUGUCGACCACCGUGGGACCGGAAUUCCCGGUCGAGAUCUUCCUCAACGUCAGAAUCCCUCUCAACGUGGAGUGCGAGGAGAAGAAGAUCCCCCGCUUCACGGCGUGGUUCGAAGGAGGCACCGAACGGAACGGCAGUACGAGCACCUCGAACGGGACGAUCGCGAAUGGAGAUCACCCACACAGCCGGAGUCGUGAUUCGAGCAAGAAUGUGAGUCCCAAGGACGUAGCCAGCCCCAGCACGAACGCCAGCAGCGCGAGCACGGCUCCUACGAGUGUCCCACCUCCCGGAGGAGCGAAUGCGAUACCUACGGGGACGGCUGUGAGGCAACGAAUGGGAGAGAGGGGUCGCGAAGGAACCGUCAGAUUCAUUCUGAACCCGGAUAGAGAACGGGAGGAAAGAGACAUUAUCAACAUGUACAAUCAGCCUUGAGAAGUGACUGUCCCCAAAGGAAGCAAUUCACAGGAGCAUCAAUCAGCCGAUCACUCACCCCUCAUGGGUAGGCGGAUCCAGUACCUUCCUAUUCCAUGUUUGUACAUUACGGAAUCCUUCGGCUGAGCAAAAACUGUCAUCAUUGACACGGCUCGACCUGGGUUUAGGGCAUCACUGAUCAAACCUGGCCUGGUCUGAAUCUCAUCUUGUGUGUACAGCCAUGUACAGAGUCACACAAAACACAAAAGCGAAAUGAACAACGGAAAAGUCAAAACAAGGCAACCUGUUUGUUCGGCGCCCGGGGAUUAGAGGGGUCGUCUGUCGUGUGCAUUUUUGGAGGAGGCCAUGAUUGUUACUGGAAAAAAAAAGGGUCUUCCGGGUACGGAGUACAGCGAGUAGGUCUGCAUGGCCUGCCUGAGUGAAGAAUUCCGGAGGGGGGUCUUUCCCCCAGGGCGUUGUCCAGAAAAACAUGGCUUACUGAUGACGGUUCCCGCGAGGGACGGCGAUGUCUUCCUACCUAUCUACGCAAGGCACCUCUGUGGCCUCUCCCUCUAGGCACCUG
Exophiala oligosperma is the source of this 2110-nucleotide messenger RNA. RefSeq lists its product as uncharacterized. Gene Ontology annotation, cellular component: nucleus; cyclin/CDK positive transcription elongation factor complex. Gene Ontology annotation, molecular function: cyclin-dependent protein serine/threonine kinase activator activity. Gene Ontology annotation, biological process: regulation of transcription by RNA polymerase II; positive regulation of DNA-templated transcription, elongation. The record is from RefSeq and is a predicted model, not a curated record. The transcript is spliced from 4 exons. Bases 319 to 1548 code for a protein of 409 amino acids. NCBI's taxonomy places the organism in Eukaryota, Fungi, Ascomycota, Eurotiomycetes, Chaetothyriales, Herpotrichiellaceae.